GUGUCUACUAAAUAAAACUAGUUUGUUUAUCUCCAAUUAUUACUAAAUAAUAAUAAUAUUUACAUAAUGAUGUUGUUUUGGUAGUAGCAAUAGCUCAGGUUUUCUGCAAUUAGUACUCACUAUUAAAAUAAUAACAUUAUUCACUUAAAUUACCAUGAUUUUACAACAGUUAAAUAAUAAAAAUGUUAUACUUUCAAUAUGCAGGAAAUAUACGACAGAGAGACAAAAAGAGCUUAUGGCUAGAGGGCUUCCGAAGAGAAAACAACUUGAUGGAGUUAAGCAUGCAAUAAUAGUAGCAUCAGGAAAAGGAGGAGUAGGAAAAUCUACUGUGUCUGUCAAUUUAAGUGUGGCAUUAAGCCUUCAAGGUUUGCAAGUCGGUCUUCUGGACGCUGAUAUUUUUGGACCAUCCUUACCACUUAUGAUGAAUUUGAAAGACGAGCCAUUAGUUAAUGAUAAUAAUUUGAUGAUUCCUCCAGUAAAUUUUGGAAUUAAAUGUAAUUCUAUGGGUUUGUUGGCAAAGCAAGGUCCAGUAAUAUGGAGGGGUCCAUUAGUAAUGUCUGCUGUUGAAAGACUAUUAAAAGGCACAUUAUGGUCACCAUGUGAUGUUUUAGUUAUCGAUACGCCUCCCGGAACAGGAGAUGUUCAUUUAUCACUUGCACAGCAUAUACCAAUAUCAGGAGUACUUUUGGUCAGCACUCCACAGGCUGCGGCUCUCAAUGUCAUGCAACGUGGUGCUGAGAUGUUUAAAACACUUAAAAUUCCUCUGAUAGGCUUAGUAGAAAAUAUGAGUUUUAUUAAAUGUGAUAAUUGCUCAAAUACCAUAGAACUCUUUAAUAAUUCAAUAGAAAAAUAUGCUAAAGAAAUUGAUUUAGAAAUAUUGACAAAAAUACCAUUAACUAAAUAUGUUUCAGAGGGUUGUGAUGCAGGAGAACCUAUUGUUAUAAGUAAGAAACAUUCAGAUUGUACUAAAGCAUAUAUUGAAUUAUCAAAAUGUAUCACAAAGUUUUUGCAACUCUAA
This is a messenger RNA of Ctenocephalides felis (cat flea), 1018 nucleotides long. RefSeq names its product iron-sulfur protein NUBPL-like. NCBI's taxonomy places the organism in Eukaryota, Metazoa, Arthropoda, Insecta, Siphonaptera, Pulicidae. The record is from RefSeq and is a predicted model, not a curated record. The coding region runs from base 155 to 1018 and encodes 287 amino acids. The transcript has 5 exons. Gene Ontology annotation, biological process: iron-sulfur cluster assembly; mitochondrial respiratory chain complex I assembly. Gene Ontology annotation, cellular component: mitochondrion. Gene Ontology annotation, molecular function: ATP-dependent FeS chaperone activity; 4 iron, 4 sulfur cluster binding; ATP binding.